AUGACGAGCCAGGAGAAGUGGGUUAACCUUAGCCCUGGAGAGUUCUCUCAGCUUCAGAAAUAUGCAGAAUAUUCCACCAAGAAAAUUAAGGAUGUCUUAGAAGAAUUCCAUGGCAGUGGUGUGUUAGCAAAAUAUAAUCCUGAAGGGAAACAAGAUAUACUUAAUCAAACAAUUGAUUUAGAGGGGUUCAAGCUGUUUAUGAAGACUUUUCUGGAGGCAGAGUUACCAGAUGAUUUCAUUGAACACCUUUUUACAUCAUUUAGGAACAAAAUCUCUCACUGCAGCCCAUUAAUAAAAAACAAACCACAGCACCUUUCUGGAGGUCUGAGACUUAACAAGGGUACCUCUACAUCCAGACCUCCUACUCCUGCCAACUCACAUUUACCAGACAUGAUCCAGCUGAAGGAUAUUGUUUGCUAUUUGUCACUGCUAGAAAGAGGAAGACCUGAAGACAAGCUAGAAUUUAUGUUUCGCUUGUAUGAUACAGAUGGGAAUGGAUACCUGGAUAGUUCGGAGCUGGAAAAUAUCAUUGCUCAAAUGAUGCAUGUUGCAGAAUAUCUUGAAUGGGAUAUUACUGAAUUAAGUCCAAUUCUUCAUGAAAUGAUGGAAGAAAUUGACUAUGAUCAUGAUGGCACUGUUUCCCUAGAAGAGUGGAUCCAAGGAGGAAUGACAACAAUCCCACUCUUGGUCCUUCUUGGGUUAGAAAAUAAUGUGAAAGAUGAUGGGCAGCAUGUAUGGAGAUUGAAACACUUCAACAAGCCUGCCUACUGUAAUCUUUGUUUGAACAUGCUGAUUGGAGUAGGCAAGCAAGGUCUCUGCUGUUCUUUUUGCAAGUAUACAGUCCAUGAACGCUGUGUCUCCAGAGCUCCUGCAUCUUGCAUCAAAACAUAUGUGAAGUCUAAAAAGAAUACUGAUGUAAUGCACCAUUUUUGGGUAGAAGGAAACUGUCCAACAAAAUGUGAUAAGUGUCACAAAACUAUUAAGUGUUACCAAGGUUUGACUGGACUUCACUGUGUUUGGUGUCAGAUUACAUUGCAUAACAAGUGUGCUUCACAUCUGAAACCUGAAUGUGACUGUGGACCUUUGAAGGACCAUAUUUUACCACCCACAUCAAUCUGCCCAGUAGUAUUGCAAACGCUUCCCACUUUAGGAGGUUUGCUCCCUGAGGAAAGACAAGCAACAGUGAAAAAAGAAAAGAGCUGCCCCCAGCAAAUGAACAAACUAGGAGAACGGAACAAAAUGCAAAGAGCAAAUUCUGUCACUGUAGAUGGACAAGGCCUUCAGAUCACUCCUGUUCCAGGCACUCAUCCACUUUUAGUUUUUGUCAAUCCUAAAAGUGGUGGGAAACAAGGAGAAAGAAUUUAUAGAAAAUUUCAGUACCUUUUAAAUCCUCGUCAAGUUUAUAGUCUUUCUGGAAAUGGACCAAUGCCAGGGUUAAAUUUUUUCCGAGAUGUUGCUGAGUUCAGAGUACUAGCAUGUGGUGGAGAUGGAACAGUAGGCUGGAUUUUGGAUUGCAUAGAGAAAGCGAACUUGAUUAAGCAUCCUCCUGUUGCUAUCCUGCCUCUUGGGACUGGCAAUGAUUUAGCAAGGUGUCUGAGAUGGGGAGGAGGGUAUGAAGGUGAGAAUUUGAUGAAGAUCUUAAAAGACAUUGAGAAUAGCUCAGAGAUUUUACUGGACAGGUGGAAAUUCGAAGUAAUACCCAAUGAUAAAGAUGAGAAAGGAGAUCCAGUGCCUUACAACAUCAUCAAUAACUACUUUUCUAUUGGCGUGGAUGCUUCAAUUGCCCACAGAUUCCAUAUCAUGAGAGAAAAACAUCCAGAGAAGUUCAACAGUAGAAUGAAGAACAAAUUUUGGUAUUUUGAAUUUGGCACUUCGGAAACUUUCUCAGCCACCUGUAAGAAGCUGCAUGAAUCUGUAGAAAUAGAAUGUGAUGGAAUUCAGCUGGACUUAAUCAAUAUCUCUCUGGAAGGAAUUGCCAUUCUAAACAUCCCAAGCAUGCAUGGUGGUUCGAAUCUUUGGGGAGAGACAAAGAAAAGACGUAGCCACCGUCGGACAGAAAAGAAGAGGUCAGAUAAGAGAACCACUGUUACAGAUGCUAAAGAAUUGAAGUUUGUAUGCCAAGAUCUAAGUGACCAGCUUAUGGAAGUGGUUGGUCUGGAAGGAGCCAUGGAGAUGGGGCAGAUAUACACAGGCCUGAAAAGUGCUGGAAGACGGCUUGCCCAGUGCUCAUCUGUUGUCAUCAGGACCAGCAAGUCUCUGCCUAUGCAGAUAGAUGGAGAACCUUGGAUGCAAACUCCUUGCACGAUAAAAAUUACUCACAAGAACCAAGCCCCCAUGUUGAUGGGACCACCUCCAAAAACUGGCCUUUUCUCUUCUAUCAUCAAAAGAACAAGGAACCACAGCAAGGAAUAA
This is a messenger RNA of Cinclus cinclus, 2412 nucleotides long. RefSeq names its product diacylglycerol kinase beta (gene DGKB). Bases 1 to 2412 code for a protein of 803 amino acids. The transcript has 26 exons. Gene Ontology annotation, molecular function: ATP-dependent diacylglycerol kinase activity; calcium ion binding. Gene Ontology annotation, cellular component: plasma membrane. Lineage: Eukaryota; Metazoa; Chordata; Aves; Passeriformes; Cinclidae. Gene Ontology annotation, biological process: intracellular signal transduction; diacylglycerol metabolic process; lipid phosphorylation. The record is from RefSeq and is a predicted model, not a curated record.